Messenger RNA from Trematosphaeria pertusa, 549 nucleotides. RefSeq lists its product as uncharacterized. The annotation marks the transcript as partial. Lineage: Eukaryota; Fungi; Ascomycota; Dothideomycetes; Pleosporales; Trematosphaeriaceae. The record is from RefSeq and is a predicted model, not a curated record. The transcript has a single exon.
GUGAGAGAAGAAGCGUCGUGGCUCCUAUAUAACAAAGUCGUGCUGCAUUUGGAUGCUCGCCAAGUGGUUAGCUACCACGACGGGACGCCUGCAGGACGGGCAGCGUUCGAGGACAUGUGGAUGUCUGUCGCCAGCUAUCGUUUUGUAGAGCUCACCGUGCCAGCGGAAUUCAUUCGACAGGGCAAACCAGAGGAUUGCACCUUUGCCUUAAGCACAGCAGCCCGUCAGCUCAUUGACCACUGGGAGAUACAGCCUCUGCAGCCUUCUGGAAAUCCGCCACACCUCGUAACAGUCCGCUUUGGGGCAAUGUUCAAGGAGGGCUUUCCAUCCACCCACCCCGAGCGAGUCCUCAAACACGUGCGCGCCGCAGCGUGGAGCAACCUGGAAACCAUGAUCAAGCGGAUUGCCGCAAAGGACAAGAGCGGAAAGUGGACGUUCACCGCCAUGUCAGAAAUUAAGUCGAAGAAGACGGGAGGUCGGUACAUAUUGGCGAAGCUGGAGGAGUGCGCCAGGGCAAAUGGAAUUCAGUUCAAAUGCCUGUCGACUGAA